Molecule: messenger RNA, 2681 nt
Organism: Schistocerca americana (American grasshopper)
Lineage: Eukaryota; Metazoa; Arthropoda; Insecta; Orthoptera; Acrididae
Product: putative RNA polymerase II subunit B1 CTD phosphatase RPAP2
Exons: 8
Coding region: 106-1953 (615 amino acids)
Cellular component (GO): cytoplasm; nucleus
Molecular function (GO): RNA polymerase II CTD heptapeptide repeat phosphatase activity; RNA polymerase core enzyme binding
Source: RefSeq, a predicted model, not a curated record
UUACAAUGCACAUCGCAGUAUUUAUGUUGUGACAGAAAGGAAGAAUUUAGUGUUGUUCUGUUGUAAUCCGCGGAGGAAUAGUUAGGGAUAUUUAAAGUGGAGAAGAUGGGAAGUAUAGGGACCAACAUAACGCGAACCACGGGGAAAGGGAAAAGUAAAGCAGCAUUGCGUGCAGGACUACCGAGAAAUGUUAGGAGCAUGAGCAAGGAGGUCCUUGAAGCAACGUUGCAGAAAAAGAGAGAAUGUAAUGCAAAAGCCCAAAAAAUAGUUGAGAGUUUACUGGAGAAAGAUAUCAAUGAAGAAUGGUUCGUCGGCUGUUUGAAAUUUAUUAGUGAUACCCACUUUCAAGAUGUAGUUGAAGAAAGGGCAAUCACUAAACUUUGCGGAUACCCUUUGUGUAAUGGUAUUUUGAAGAACAUUCCAAAUCAACAGUAUAAGAUAUGCACAACACAGAAUAAAGUUUAUGACUUAACGGAAAGAAAGAACUUCUGCAGUAAUCAUUGUUACAAGGCAGCAAAAUAUCUAAAGGAUCAGCUUCUGACAAGUCCACUUUGGCUGCGUGACAAAGAAGAAAUUCCACCGUUCAAGCUGUUGUCAAUGAGUAAAUCAAGUGGCAUGGUUGGAGAUGAGGUACACUUUCAACAAGAAAGUCUUGUGGAUGAAAUAACACAAUUGAAAGAUGACAACUCCAAAAAUUUAAGUGCUAUAUUAACAGAAUCUGAAAUAAAUGCAGGAUUACAAAACACUACAAAUGAAUAUGUAUGUGUAAUGAAGACAGAAUUUAAUGAAAUUCUCUCUGAAAGUAGUAAAAAUCUCAAUUUACCUUCAGAAAGCAAUGGAAAUGUAUCUAAAGCAAGUGUAAAUGCGAAUGAGUAUGCUAGAGUUAAUGAAAUUAAAGAGGAGGAUAUAUUGGAACAGUCUGAAAAAGUAACGCUGACAAAAAAUGAGUGUAGUGGUGUUGAAAUUCAAAGUGGUUUGGAUUAUCAUAGCCUCGGUGCUAAAAUGGAAAGUUUGAAGGAGAAAAAAACAGCUUCAGAAGAUAGUAAAGACGCUGUAAAGAAGAAAAACACAAAUAUUCGGAAAAAAGAGAAAAAGGAAAGUUUAGGUAAACAUUCAGCAAUCAAAGUACAUAUUAAUAAACAAGAAGAAGCUCCUUUAACAACACUGCUAGUUGAGAAGUGUGUACGAGAAUGGUUUACACUUGACUCAAUGUACUUUCUUUUUGGUGAGGAGAGAAUGAAGGAAAUGGUUGCAGACAAGGAUAUAACUCAUUACUUCAAACCUACUGAGAGUGAUUCUUGGGAUCCAGGUAUGCGAGAGCGUUACAUUGCUAUAUGCAAGAAACUCAAUUUAUUGGAACUGGAAGAUAUUAAUUAUGACAAUAAAAUUACCAAGGAGAAUAAGGAGCUGAGACCACUACCAGAGUAUUCCAGUAUUAAGGAAGAGGGACUGAAAAUGCAGUUGAAGGUUAGGGCAUUUUUUGCUGGAAAAACUGCCUACGAGGACUCUUCAGUUGAAGAUAGUUCACAAGAAAAUGAGUCCAGUGGAAAUUUUAUCCCACUGGUUGAUCUGCAUUCAAAGAAUGCUCUUCGCAGGAGAAUAGUGUUGGACCGCUUCAAUAGAAUCUUACCUGACCUGUUAUCAACAUUUGGAAUAUCAUCCCGUGACAUAAGUGAUGACCUACGUAGCCUUGUAUUCAGCUUUUGCCUGUCGGCUCACAACAUAACUUUCAAGCCAACAGAAUGGAACUUGUUGGGUCUAAUUGUGUUAAAAAUGCUGUCACUCAGGGACAAGCGGAUCAAGGCUGUUUUAGAAACUGAACAGUCAAAGAAGUACAUGACUAUGAUGCUGAUGGUUUUCCAAGAAGAUGCUGGAUAUCUGGAGAGACUUGUGGCCUGGUUGAUGGAUAUUGACUAUCUUUUACAACAGCAUAGUGGCAGAACAGGGAGUUGAAAUUGUUGGAAUACAACUGGUCAACAGGAAGCACCUCUUCACAGCACUAAGGGACUGUAGACCUUGGUAUGUGACAUAAAUUUCAACUUAAUACAUCUACCCAUUCCUGAGAAAAAGGGGUCUUAACAGUCAGUCGGUCAAUCGGACAGAUGGACAGGUAGCGAAGUGAUGCUCAGGGGUUCCUUUUCAACUGUUUGAAGCACCAAACCCUAAAAAAGAAUAGUUCAAGUGAGAUGCAGAACAACAAAGAAUUAAAAAAUAUUGACCCUAAACCAACUGAAAAAUUGGCUUCGUAUAUUCCCAAAAGGCUGAAAGUAGUUGUAAAACAAAAGGACUAUAUCAUGAUAUAAGAGUUUCGUGCGUUUCAACUGUGCCCAGUGGUAAAACGUGGUUUAAUUUCACAUGACGUGGACAGUAAAUAUUUGUAAUUUACUUUGUCUUACUUCUACGUAGCAUAUAAUAAAUGUCAGUGUAAAGAUGGAUGAUAUUGAAGUUACACAGACUUUCACGUGCUGUGUAAAUAAAAAUACCUGUUCUUAAGUUGGAAAUGUAUUUAUCUGAACAGCUUUGUUAAAAUGGUUGUGCUUAAACAUCACUGCUGUUGUGUAACAAUAAGCCUGUAAAAACCUCAAUAUGACUUUUACUAUGUAUUUCUGGUACUCCAUUGUAUGGUCAUUAUUUUAUUAUGGACUAUUCUGUGCUAUAAAUACAACAAAAAUGAACAAAAA